Cherax quadricarinatus is the source of this 4282-nucleotide messenger RNA. Lineage: Eukaryota; Metazoa; Arthropoda; Malacostraca; Decapoda; Parastacidae. The record is from RefSeq and is a predicted model, not a curated record.
AGAGUCACUCAGUAUCUCGCUGGCCGGUAGAAUGGAAGGUUGAGUUUGUUGUUCUGCAUAUAUUGUUACCGGUGAUUUAAAAGUACCUGAAUCAACAUUAAUUGUUAAAGAUAGGGUGAUGUAACACGUACAGACGGUGCCGAUGCAGACUUUAUUGAUACAGAAAAUUGGUACUCUGAUUUUUUUUUGUUUUGCAUUAACGUUUUGAACAGUUUGCCACAUUUAAUGCAAGGUCACCGUAGCUACAUCUUUAUUAUUGACUGUGUAGUACCGGAGGCGAGCUGUUGAUCCAGCCCCAUAUUUUCUGGACAUCAACCCGCUUAUUCUCGUCGGAAGGUUGGGGCCCCAGUCCCGAGGCACCUUAUUCGACUUUUGAGUAAUGUUUGACUGUCGCUCGCAGGAUAGGUAUGGAGUGUACAAUAAAGAAUUUAAAUUAGUCCAUAAUAGUGUUGACAUUUGUUAGUUGCAAGAGUUCCCUCCUUAGCUAAGUCUACAUGUGCCUUCUAAGACAGUUCUACCCACGAGUCAUAAGGUUUCGGGAGAGUUAAGAUGCUUGACAUUAACUUUGGUGGUGCCACAAAUAUUCGACUAUAGGAAUGGGUCAAGCAGCCAUUAAACCCUCCAAAGGGGCAGUGCUGGGGGAGGUGGACGUGGGUCUGGAGGCUAUAUACCUCUUGGAGUCUCGGGAGGAACACAGCACUGUCAUCUUGAAGAUGGUGCCUGACACACACACACCUAGGAAGACGCGAGAUUACAGAACACGGAAGAUUCAGAGUAUGAGAGACGUGGAAGAGAUUGAUAUGGAGCUGCAUCUGCAGGACGAGACUGAGUGUUCCUGUUCCAGCCUUAACUCUUGUCACAUUGGAGAGGAGGGAAGAGACAUGGACGAACAGCAGCUGGCAGACGUGUACUAUUCAGCUUACUACUUGCAUGUCCCUCACGAGGUCCCUCCAGCAUAUGGGACUGAUGGUGCUGGCUCCACCGACACUACCACUGAACAACUCUUCAAGGAACUCGGAGAUAUCUUCCAGAUGAACGAUGCCUCCAUGGCAUGUAUCGAGGAGGAAGUCUCCACCAGGAAGCCGCCCAACAUGACGCUGCUCAUCACCGUUCACGAAGCUCGAGACCUCAGGCCUAAAACAUCCAAAGCAACAAGUCAUCCUUACUGUGUUGUGAGAGUUUCGGGAAUUAGUGAAACCUUCAAGACCAGAGUCGUAAAUAGUACUCUUGCACCAUCUUGGGAGUCUAAGUUUAACACUGGAAUUCCAGCAGCAAUACGUGAUACUAAGCUUACUGUGGAAGUCUGGCAUGAACCACAAGAAGCUGGGGUAGAGCAACUCAUCGGAAUGAGAGAUUUUCGGGAAUUGAGUCGCUUAGUUCGGGAUGCUGCAGCAAGUAUUCAAAUGAAGGAAAUGAGAAACCUGCUGGGUACAGUUACUGUGCCUCUCUUGGAAUUAAAAGAGCAAAGUAUAGAAGGCUGGUAUAACUUGACCAAGAGCAAGGAAGAAGACACGAGUCAAGCAUCUCUUGGAGAAAACUGUAAGCAAAGCAAGAAGAGAGGAAGUAUACGUCUGAGCCUUAAAGUGUCCACUGUAGCUGAGAAGACUGACCCACAUCUAUUAGCUGAUAAAAGUGGAGAAAAGGACAUUUUCCAUGGAGGUAAAGAAGGGAAGGAAAUCAGCAGCUCGCUAAGAACCUGGACCUCGACUCAAAUUGAUAGAUUACGGAAUCUCACAACCUACUUUCCAUCAUCAACCAAAAUAGUAUCAGAUCCUCAACUCAGAGGCAUGUUAAGGUGGGAAGCUUGCCUUAAGAAUCGUGGACGUAAUUCAACACAGUCUACGGAAGACCAACAGCUUGUUGCUGCUGUCAGUGUGGCUGGGGAAGUUUUCUCUUUCCUUUCAGAGGUCUCCUGCUUUUAUCAUGAUGUAUUUUUAAGGCAAGCUGAGAUCUCUUAUUUAAGAUUAACAUACAUCCUUUUGACAUCAGAACUUGCUGCUCGUGUGAGACCUCUUCUUAUAAAGAUAUAUGCUGCUCCACCUACUUCAAGUUUGCAGCAUGUUGAAGCUGACCGACAAUCAUUAGAAGCUGGCACACCAGUGUGGCAACUUUAUAAGAAGCUAGAAAGUAUCCUAAAGAUAGGUGAAAAUCUACCCAGUGAAGUACACCUACAAUCAGACAUUCAAGGUUUUCAUCAGUGGUUCAUAGGUGGUGUUGAGAGAUGGCAGAGGAAGUUGUUUGCCCGGGCAAGAGACUUGAUUUCUAAGGAAGUUGAGAGGGACACAUUUAAAAUAGACUACCCUGGCAUAAGUUCAUAUGCUUCCACAACCAGCUCUGAUUUUACAAUAAGUUCAUCUGCUUCUGGGUGUAAAUCUAAUUUUACAAUUAUAAAAAAUUCAUGGCAUAAAUUGGCAUGGCCCUGUGAAGUAGGAGACAGAGCAGCAAAACGACUCCUCCAGGAUCUUUGUGGGUUGGGAGCUCACUACACAAAGCUAGUGAUUGCUAAAUUAGACUCAAAACUUUGUGAAGAAAACAUGAUAAACUCUGUGUUCCUUCCUGCAGAGAUUUGCAUUGGAUUGAACAACAUUGAGUACAUGCGGCAAGAAGUAGAGGGUCUUAAAGAACUGUUUGACCUUUUAGAGGGAGAUGAUAGAGAACAGAUCUGUAUUAUUUCAAACACUAUAUCUCAGAUGGAAGGUGCAGUGCUUCUCUUCAUGGACAAUGUCCUAAAAAAAAUCAAGCCAGUUUUAUUUAAAGCUGUAGUUCAUUCCUGUGAAACUGGUAAUGAGGCUCAGCUUCUGCAAGAAGUUCUUGAUGAAGGACUUUGUGCUCUCCUACAGAGAUUAGACAACACAAACUUUCAGCGCUUCUUACAAAAAAUUUGGAAUCUUCUUAUAGUUAUUUUCUGUAACAAUGUUGAAAGUAAUUCUACUAAACGAAAUGCUGAGUAUUUCAAGGGUGUUUACAAGGUAUUGGAGCGCACAUGGUACUUUUUUACUCCUAUGAUCGUAGGGACUUGACCCACAACAAUUUCAAUUUCUGAGUACCAGUCACUUCAGAAAAAAUUGUGUAAUUUGAAAAUGGCAACAGAAUCCCUCAUAGCAAAAUAUUACAGGGAGAGAUUUGAAGAGCUGAAAAGGGCCCACCAGUCAUGCACAGCUGAACUUAUUGUGCAGGCUUUUUUCAUGAGGACUGGUAGACUCAUUGUCGAAGUUGUCAUGGCCAGAAAUAUAAUCGUGCCUGCUGGGAGUCUUCCCAAUACAUUUGUACAGCUGAAGCUAGUGCCGAGUGACUGGUUCCCAAAUGUUGUCGUCUCCAAGACCAAGCCGAAGAAGAGUGGUUCUCCAGUAUUUAGUGAGAAGUUUGAAUUUGCCAUAAGUCCUGCUGAUCAUGGGGUGAAGGCUGGUCAUCUUCUGUUUGUCUUGAAAACUCGGCAGCUUUUCCAAACUAAAGUAAUAGGUGAAGCAGUGGUUCCUCUUGAUGAACUAGAGACAACCACAUCCAACAGUGCUAAAAACAAGAUUCUCAACAUGAAUAUCCCAAGGAAUGAAGAUGAUUACACCUCUGUUAAAGCACUCAAAUACAGAACCUGGGACAAAAAAGCUGUCAGUUUUCUGCAGAAAAUGUCUACAACAGUGUGAAAGGUCAUCCAGGAAGACUUAAUUUUUUAUUGAAGACCUGAAUAAGAAUUAUUUUUAUACUGUACUGUAGAUCUUUCAGUACUAUAUCUUUCACUACUGAAUCCUUGAAACCUAAAUAUGCUGUGAUAAAAGCCAAGAAAAUGCAGGGUUUGAAGGAUGUGAUUUGGUUGCUGCUUAUUCUUUAAUGUAAUGAGAUGUUCUUGAAACACAGACACUACAAGUAAUCCGUGGGUGGCAUCACUUUUUGAAGACCAUGUAGUUUUACUGUAUGUAUUUACACAAAUAUUUUCUUUUUUUCCUCGGAUUCAUAACCUAAUAAUAUUCAGUUGACCAGUGUGAUAUAUACCAUCCUUAAGAUUUUUUCAUAUUUACAUUAAAAUCCUUAUGUAUGUUGUGAAUUUGUAAUUAUAUUGCUGCGUUUGCCCGGAUAAACUUAUAGCUCAUGGGCCUGCCUUUUUACUUUUAUUACAGUAGGGCUCCAACUUAUGAUAGUAAUGAAUGUCAAAAAAUUCACUGCAGGUUGAUUGUUCGGCACUCUUAUUCUACUUUCCCAGAUGAAAUAAUGUAAAAUGAAUUAAUAUGUUCCCAAGCCAUAAUUUUGGUUAAUUUUUUCCAAGGAAUUAUCAAAUAUUUUACAUUCA